AUGUUUGCUAUGACACCAUCCUGCCCUCGAUUCACUAGCAUUCCUGGCAUCACCUCUGCCCAAAGGAAAGAACCCCCAUCCUGCCUCAAAGCAGCCAGUAUUGCUGGCCUCCCUUCUGAACCAAGGCAAGAGCCAAAUGUGGUUAGCAUUCUGUCUACUUGCCCUAGACUUUCUAGGGUUUCUGGUUUACCCUCGACACAGACAAUCAGUUCUAGAGAUGAAGAUUGGCUUGUGGACAGAAAGCCACUGUGGGAAAAGCCAUUGAGGAAAAUGGAUGUGAUGAUUCAACCAUUUUCUCCAGCUCUUGGCAUAGCAUAUAAAGACAAAAUGAUGUUGAAAUAUAUGGUAGCCAUGUUACCAUCAUGCCCUAGGAAGGCCAGUAUUCCUGGCUUUCCUUCAAAACUGAAGCAGAGGUUAGGAUCCCCAAGAAUGAUCAUGAAGUAUGAUCUUCUUCCUACUUGCCCUAAACUUUCCAUAGUUUCUGGUUUACCCUCUAGACAUCCAACUGAGUCAGAGCCUGACUACUGGCAUGCUAUAAGGGGGCCAAUAAUAGAAAAGCCAUUGAGGAAAACAGUUGAGCUGAUCCCAUCACUUUCUGUAGCACAUGCAAUGUCAAAUGAGCACAAAGAACUUAUGAAAAAUAUGGUUGCUAUGUUACCAUCUUGCCUGGAAAAGGUUGGUGUAGCUGUUGUAGCAUCUGCGCCAUGGCAAGAGUCAAAUAGGCAUCCUACUUGCCCUAAACUUCCCAGAGUACCUGGUUUACCCUCUAGACUUCCAAACAAUUCUGAUGAUAUUGACUGGAAUGUGGACUGCAGUCCACUGUGGGAGAAGCCAUUGAAGAAAAGAGAGGGACUUAUUUUACAAGAUCAGGAAAUGGCAUUCAAAGACACUGAAAUGAUGAAAGACAUAGUAGCCAUGUUGACAACUUGCCCAAGGAAGGCAACUAUCCCUGGAUUUCCAUCUGCACCCAUGCAAGAGCCCAGUAUGGUAAACCUUAUGCCUACAUGUCCUAGACUGGCUAGAGUUUCUGGUUUGCCUUCCAAACAGCCAACCACGUCUAGAGAUGAAGAUUGGUUUGUGGACAGAAUACCACCGUGGGAGAAGCCAUUGAGGAAAAGGGAUGUGCUUAUCCUACCAAUUUCUUUAGCUCAUUAUAAAAAUAAAGACAUUGUGGAAAAUAUGGCAGGUAUGGUACCAUCUUGCCCAAGGAAGGCCAGUGUACCUGGUUUCCCCUCUGCACCAAGGCAAGAGCCAGAUAUGGUUAACCUUCUGCCUACUUGCCCUAGACUCUCUAGGCUUUCUGGUUUACCCUCUAGAGAGCCAAUCAGGUCUAGAGAUAAAGAUUUGCUUGUGGACAGAGUUCCACUGUGGGAGAGGCCAUUGAAGAAAAGAGAGGGAGUUAUUUCACAAGAUCAGGAAAAGCCAUUCAAAGACACUGAAAUUAUGAAAAAUAUGGUAGCCAUGUUGCCAUCUUGCACCAGGAAGGCCAGUAUUCCUGGCUUCCCUUCUGCACCAACGCAAGAGCUGAAUAUGGUUAACCUUCUGCCUACUUGCCCUAGACUGGCUAGAGUUUCUGGUUUACCCUCCAAACAGCCAAUUAUGUCUGAAAAUGUUGAGUGGCAUGCUAACAGCAGGCCACUCUUGGAGAGACCAUUGAGGAAAAUAACAGCAUGUCUAAUGCAGGAAAUACCACACAAGGACAAUGAGCUUAUGAAAAAUAUGGUGGUCAUGUUACCAUCUUGCCCAAGGAAGGCUAGUGUCCCUGGCUUUCCAUCUGCACCAAGGCAAGAGCCAAGUAUGGUUGACAUAAUGCCAAAUUGUCCAAGGGAAUCUAGAGUUCCUGGAUUGGCAGCUAUCGAACAGACACAAACAGUAGAGUGGCCAGUUGAUAAAGAGUCACUGUUGACACCUAGAGAAAGGCCAGAAGAAUCAAUGUUCCAUUUGGAGGAUGUUGGCAGAGUCUAUCAUGAUACUGAACUUGUGAAGAAUAUGGUAGCUUUGUCACCAUCCUGCCCCUGGAAGGCCAGUGCACCUGCUCCAAGGCAAGAGCCAAGUAUGAUUAAUCAUCUGCCUACUUAUCCUAGACUUUCCAGAGUUUUUGGUCUACCUUCUAGACAUCUGCAUAAGUCAGAAAAUGAUGACUGGUAUGCUAACAGGCCACUUUUGGAGAGGCCAUUGAAGAAAAGUACAGUUUACGUGCAGGAAAUGCCACACAAGGAUAAAGAACUUACAAAAAAUAUGGUAGAUAUGUUACCAUCUUGCCCGAAUAAGGCCAGGAUUCCAGGCUUCCCCUCUGCACCGCAGUUGAAGCUAGAAGACCCACCAAGUAUGAGCAGUCUUCUGCCUACUUGCCCUAAACUUUCUAAGGUUUCUGGUUUACCCUCUAGAGAGCGAAUCAGGUCUAGAGAUGAAGAUUGGCUUGUGGACAGAGUGCCACUCUGGGAGAAGCCAUUGAGGGAAAGGGGUGAGCCAAUUCUAGACAUUUCUCCAGCUCAUGAUAAAGACAAAGAUCUGAAACAUAUGGUAGCUAUGGUACCGUCUUGCCCCAGGAAAGCCAGUGUACCUGGCUUCCCUUCUGCACCAAGGCAGAGAUCAGUAGAAACUCCAAGUAUGGUGAAUCUUGUGCCUACUUGCCCAAAGGUAUCGACCGUUUCUGGAUUGCCAGCUUUGGAUCAGAAUCAGGCACCAGAUUGGCCAGUAGAUAAAGAUUCUUUGAAUAUGUCACCAAGAGAAAGGUCAGGAUUAUUAGAUAAUUUUGGCACAGUCUAUAAUGAUAGUGAAAUGGUCAGCACCAUGGUUGCUCUUACACCAUCCUGCCCAAGAGCAGCCAGUAUUCCUGGCUUCCCCUCUGCACCAAGGCAAGAGCCAAUUAUGAUUAACCUUCUGCCUACUUGUCCUAGACUUUCCAGAGUUUUUGGUUUACCUUCUAGACAUCUGCAUAAGUCUGAAAAUGUUGUCUGGCAUGCUAACAGGAGGCCUCUUUUGGAGAGGCCAUUUAAGAAAAUAACAGUUUCUUUGGUACAGGCAAUGCCACACGAGAACAAAGAAUUUACAAAUAACAUGGUAGAUAUGUUACCAUCUUGCCCGAAGAAGGCCAGGAUUCCUGGUUUUCCCUCUGCACCACAUCCCAAAGCUGAGAUAGAUCUUAGUAUGUUGAGUCUUGUUCCUGCUUGCCCUAAAGUUUCCAGUCUCCCGGGUUUCGCAUCCAUUGAAGGGCCUACAACAUUAGAGUGGCUUGUUGACCCAAAGCCUAUGUUUGAACACUUGCAAAAGAAGGAGGAGGAAGAAUAUGUUUUUCCAAAAGACCAAUCAAAAGAAGACAGUGACAAAAUGAAAGCAAUGGUUGCUUUGGUGCCAUGUUGCCCAGUAGCAUCCAUGAUUCCUGGUUUCCCUUCUGCACCAUAUAAAAAGGCUGAGGAGGCACCAAGUAUGAUGCGUCUUGUUCCCUCCUGCCCUAAAAUGUCUAGUCUCCCUGGUUUUCCAUCCAUUGUGGGGAAUAGGGAAACAGGGUGGGUAGUUUACGAGAGGCCAUUGUUCAAGAGACUUCCAAAGGAGAGGAAAGUCAUUAUUGACAGCUUAAAGGUAGACAAAGAGGAAAUGAAAACCAACGUUCCUUUGAGGCCAUCAUGCCCUCAUGCUGCACGGAUCCCUGGCUUCCCAUCUGCACCACAACCCAAUAUGUUGAGUCUUGUUCCCACUUUCCCUAAAGUUUCCAGCCUCCCGGGUCUCGCAUCCACUGAGGGGGGUAAAACAGAGUGGUUUGUUGACCCGAAUCCUAUGUUUGACCACUUGCAGAAGAAGAAGAAGGAAGACGUUUUUCCAAAAGACGGAUCAAAGGAAGACAUUGACAAAAUGAAAGCAAUGUUUGCUUUGAUGCCAUCUUGUCCUGAAUCAUCUGUGAUUCCAGGCUUCCCCUCUGUACCUGGGAAUAAAUUUGCAGACACACCAAGCAUGAUCAGUCUUCUGCAGACUUGCCCUAAACUUUCUAAAGUUUCUGGCUUACCUUCUAGACUUCCUAACAAUUCAGAUAAAGAUGGCUGGUGUGUGGACAAGAGGCCACUGUGGGAGAGGCCAUUAAAUAACAGAGACACACUAGCCCUUUGUCCAGUGCAAAGAUUAUCAUUCAAAGAGAGAGCAAUGAUAAGAAUUAUGGUGUCUAUGUUACCACCUUGCCCAAUAAAAGCCACCAUUCCAGGCUUUCCCUCAUCGUCACGGCACAAGUCGGAUAGGGCUCAUGUUAGGGUGAUCCCAAGCAUGGUACAUCUAUGGCCUACCUGCCCGAAACAUGCAAGGGCUUCAGGUUUCGUCUCAAGACGUCCAUCCAAGGCAGGACAUGAUGUCUGGCAUGUUGACAGGGAGCCAUUUUGGGUUAAAUCAUUGAGGAAAGGAGAGGGGCUUAAUCUCCAGCUUUCUCCAGUUGAGGAUAUGUCAUUCAGAGACAGAGAAAUAAUGACAAGUAUGGUCCAUUCAUGCCCAGCAAAAGCCACCCUUCCUGGCUUCCCAUCGGCUCCACGAGCCCAAACUGCUCAUGUUGAAGUAGAAAAAGAGCCAUGCAUGAUUUCCCUUUUCCCAUCUUGCCCGGAAGUGUCUAGUAUCAUUGGUUUUCCUUCAAGACAAUUGAUCAUGUCGGAUGAUGGUUAUGUAGAGGGCUGGCCGAUGGUCAAAAGUGUAGUCUGGGAGAAAUCACCAACGAGGGUUGCUAAUACUCUGGAGACUCUGGAUUGCUCUCCAUUUGAAGGAGACUGUUGUUACAGAGACAAAGUCAUGAUAAAGGCAAUGUUAUCUCUUAUACCAUCCUGUCCAAGUGUUGCUUUGAGUCCAGGUUUCCCAUCUCUUCAGCUUUGUCCAUCUGAGGAAAUGUCAUUUAAAGACAGAGAAAUAUUGACAAGUAUGGUGCUGUCAUGCCCAGCAAAAGCCACCCUUACUAACUUCCCAUCGGUUCCACAAGCAAAAGAUGCUCAUGUUGAAGUAGAGAAAAAGCCAUGCAUGACUUAUCUUUCCCGAUCUUGCCCGGAAGUUUCUAGUAUAAUUGGUUUUCCUUCAAGACAGUCAGUCAUGUCUGAUUAUGCUUAUGUAGAGGGCUGGCCGACAGUCAAGAGUGUACUAUGGGAGACACCACCAACGAGGGUUGCUAAUACUCUGGAAUGCUCUCCAUUUGAGGGAGACCGUUGUGACAGAGACACACUCAUGAUAAAGGCAAUGUUAUCUCUUGUACCAUCCUGUCCAAGUGUUGCUCUAUGUCCGGGCUUUCCAUCUGUGCCACAGCUCAAAAUAGAGAAGCUUCCGAGUAUGGUGAAUAUUGUGCUAUCUUGCCCCAACAUUCCUAAUGUUAUUGGGCUCCCAUCCGUAAAGAUAGAACUAGCAGAGCAGGAUCCAGUUAAGGGUUGGCCAGCUGACCAAAAGCCAUUGUUAGAGAAGCCAGUGAAGGCGAGGCUCUCUGUGACUGUACUUUCAUCCCCAGUUAUGAGUAGAUCAAAAGACGACAAAGAGUUUGAUAGACAUAUGAUGGCCCUGGAGCCAACGUGCCCAGAAGAAGCCAAAAUACCUGGUUUUCCCUCUGCCCCAAGACCCAAGGCAGAGCAAUAUAUUACUUCCACAGUUAAAUCGUCAUGCUCCAAUGUUGCCAAAGUGUCUGGCUUUCCCUCUUUACAACUAGAGAAAGUAGAUAAGGUUUUAGUAGAGUACUGGGCUGUGGAGCAUGGACCAUUAUGGCAGAAAACACAGAAAGAGAUUCCAGCUAUUGGAGUCAGUAGAUCAGAUGAUGCCAACGGAAUGGCAGCUAUGUUAUUAUCUUGCCCAAAAGAAGCUAGUAUACCUGGCUUUCCAUCAGCACCAUGGCCUAAAGAAGAACAAGAGCCAAACAUGCCCAGUCUUUUGCCAACUUGCCAAAUGGUUACACAUGUCCAAGGGAUUUCAUCCACAAAGACGCAAAAUCAAGAGGAUGCUCCAAUUCAUCAGUGGCCCGUGGAGGAGAGGCCAUUUUGGGAAAAGUCACUGAAAGAGAAAACAGUGCAGUCUCUGGCUCCCACUCAUGAUGAAUUAGAGAAGGGAAUGGUGUCUAUGUUGCCAUCUUGCCCAAGUGAGGCCAUUGCACCUGGCUUUCCAUCGACACAUUGUCAAACGCCUCUCCACAGUGAUUCGUCUCUCAAUCAACAGUCAAGUCGAGGUAAAAGGCCUGAGUGGGCGGAGGAGAUAUAUGACUGCAAGGAGGGCCAAACAGAGCUUAGCCACAAACCCAAACUAAUCAAAGCAGUGGUGAAUGAGAACAAACAAGAAUUUAAACAUGGCUCAGUUUUGGAGAGGCUCAAGGAAGAGGGGGUCAUUCAGACCAGAUAUGAGGCGCAAGAAGUGGGCGUUCUAGAAAGAGGGUGAGUGAAUAGGAGUAGGAGAGGAGACGAUUCUAAAUCUGCAUUAUGGCACUUUUAUGAGACUUUAAAGCACAUUUCUCUGCCUGUCAGUUGCCUGUCAGAUAGAGUAUGAAACACUUGCAUUUCAACUCUGUUUUCAGACACUUGCACUGCCGAAUGUGGCACUCCAUUCCUACAGACAUGCCAUUAUUCUUGACUGUCAGAGAGAGGUGGGUUGUGUUGGUUUGCUGCAGGAGUGCAGCUGUUCUUGUUUGACUGCUUACAAUAAUGCUUUUGCACCAUCUGCUCCACAUCUGUCUGACACUACUGUGUUUUUUGCACUAUUCUUGCAAGGUGCAUGCCCUGUGCUUUUCACUGUGUAAUUCUUCCCAUUUAUUUGGUCUCUCACUUCCUGUCACGCUCUUUCAGCCGUUCGCGUCAGCCUCCCAUCCAAGGGGGACAGCCAUUGCCGUAUGGGAUGGGAGCAACUGUUGACAAUGAGAUUGUGGCACUAGCAGAGUAUCAAGUUGUAGAGGACUUGGACAUGAUAUGUGAGGAAGAAGCGGUAAAGGAAGACUUAGAGUCAGUCUCUGGAAUGGAGCAUUCUGGGAAGGAAGAGGUUACUGUGGCUAGGCAGGUGAAAGUGUAUGAGAUGCGGUAAGUGUGAAAGGGCCACAGCGCUCAACCUCACUACCUGCCAGCAUGGUGCUGGUUUAGUAGUGUUGAUCUGCAUGGUGUUGCAUUCCUAUUGCUGUUUUUGGAGUUUGGAUUUAACAUUACUUAAACAGAGCAUUAGCCAAAUGCAGGAAUGGUAUGAAAUCGAAUUGUAGGAUUUGUGCUUCUAGACUUAAUUUAAUUUCCCAAUAUGUUGCAUUAUUAGUUACAAUUUUAAUGAAUAUAUACACUGAACAAUAAUAUAAACGCAACAUGUAAAGUGUUGGUUCCAUGUUUCAUGAGCUGAAAUAAAAGAUCCCAGAAAUGUUCCAUAUGCACAAAAAGCUUAUUUUUCUAAAAUGUUGUGCACAAAUUUGUUUACAUCCAUUAGUGUGCAUGUAUCCUUUGCCAAGAUAAUCCAUCCACCUGACAGGUGUGGCAUAUCAAGAAGCUGAUUAAACAGCAUGAUCAUUACACAGGUGCACCUUGUGCUGGGGGAAAUAAAAGGCCACUCUAAAAUGUGCAGUUUUGUCACACAACACAAUGCCACAGAUGUCUCAAGUUUGGAGGGAGCGUACAAUUGGCAUGCUGACUGCAGGAAUGUCCACCAGAGCUGUUGCCAGAUAAUGUCAUGUUAAUUUCUCUACCAUAUGCCGUCUCCAACUUAAUUAUUGAGAAUUUGUCAGUACGUCCAACCGGCUUCACAACCGCAGACCACGUGUAACCACGCCAGCCCAGGACCUCCACAUCCGGCUUCUUCACUUGCGGGAUCUUCUGAGACCAGCCACCCGGACAGCUGAUGAAACUGUGGGUUUGCACAACUAAAUAAUUUCUGCACAAACUGUCAGAAACCGUCUCAAGGAAGCUCAUCUGCGUGCUCGUUGUCCUCACCAGGGUCUUGACCUGACUGCAGUUCGCCAUCGUAACCGAUUUCAGUGGGCAAAUGCUCACCUUUGAUGACCACUGGCACGCUGGAGAAGUGUACUCUUCACGGAUGAAUCCCGGUUUCAACUGUACCGGGUAGAAUUCCUGGAAGCUGAACAUUUCCCAGUUUUUCCAUGGCCUUAAUACUCAUCAGAGAUGUCACCCAUUGAGCGUGUUUGUGAUACUGUGGAUUGACGUGUACGACAGCGUUUUCCAGUUCGCACAGCCAUUGAAGAGGAGUGGGACAACAUUCCACAGAUCACAAUCAACAGCCUGAUCAACUCUAUGUGAAGUAGAUGUGUCGAGCUGCAUGAGGCAAAUGGUGGUCACACUAGAUACUGACUGGUUUUCUGAUCCGCGCCCCUACCUUUUUUUAAGGUAUCUGUGACCAACAGAUGCAUAUCUGUAUUCCCAGUCAUGUGAAAUCCAUAGAUUAGGGCCUAAUGCAUUUAUUUAAAUUGACUGAUUUCCUAAUAUGAACUGUAACUCAGUAAAAUCUUUGAAAUUGUUGCAUGUUAUAUUUUUGUUCAGUAUACAUUUUUGCAAGCAUGGUUUUGAAAAAACCCUUACAUUUGAUUGUGUGGUAUUUAUGCACAUAGAUUGGCUCUUAUCUUGAUUUAAAUGUUUGCAUUAUUAAUUGUAAUUUUUGUGAAUAGUCAGAUCAUGUUUGAGCAUGAGUUUUGGUUUGUGUGUGAUCGUUUUAGAUGGUCAUUUCCAAUUGAUUGCUUUGUUCUUAGUUGAAAACUCUGCUUUCAUGGUUGUUAUAGUCACCUCUGACCGUGGUUUACCCUCUCCUCAGACCGCAAAACAUGGUUUCAUCAUGCCCAAGAGUUGCCAGUGCACCAGGGUUUCCAUCCACCCAAACAUCCUGUUCAGAGGCUCAAUUAGAAGACUGCCCAGUGGACACGAGCGUAUUAUUGGAGAAGCCAACAAAGGACGCUCCACAGCUGGCCAUGGAUAGAUCAAAAGAGGAGAGAGACAUGGUGAGAGUUAUGGCAGAUAUGGUCCCAUCUUGCCCAAGAACUGCCAGCAUUCCAGGCUUUCCGUCUACACAUCUGUCCAAGGAAGUCAAGGUAGAGAGGGAAUCUAACAUGGCAGAUCUAAUGCCAUCCUGUCCAAGAGUGGCUGGCACACUCAGAUUCCCUUCUCUUGAAAGUCAGGUAGAGGAGUGUACAAUCAACACUGAGGCAAUUUGGGAGAAGACAGUGAAGGGGAAAGAAGGGGUGACCAUUAGGUCCAGUCCACAUUUGGACAGAUUACAAGAAGAGCUAAUGAAACACACGGUGACUAUGGAGCCAUCGUGCCCUACUGCAGCAAGUAUUCCCGGCUUCCCCUCUGCACCACAUCCCAAAGCUGAGGUAGAUCUAAGUAUGUUGAGUCUUGUGCCCGCUUGCCCUAAAGUUUCCAGUCUCCCGGGUUUCGCAUCCACUGAGGGAGCUACAACAUUAGAGUGGCUUGUUGACCCUAAGCCUAUGUUUGAGCACUUGCAGAAAAAGAAGAAGAAAGAAGAAGAAAAUGUGUUUCCAAAAGACAGAUCAAAAGAAGACAGUGAAAAAAUGAAAGCAAUGGUUGCUUUGAUGCCAUGUUUCCCAAAAGCAUCCCUGAUUCCUGGCUUCCCCUCUGCACCACAUCCAGAAGCUGAAGUGGGGAUAAGUAGUGUGAAUCUUGUUCCCUCCUGCCUUAAAGUUUCUAGUCUCCCUGGUUUUCCAUCCAUUGAGAGGAAUAGGGAAGCAGGGUGGGUUUUUGAUCAGAGCUCAUUGUUCAAGAGACCGUUAAAGGAUAGGAAAGUCAUUAUUGACAGCUUAAAGGUAGACAAAGAGGAAAUGAAAACCAACGUUCCUUUGAGACCUUCAUGUCCUGAUGCUGCAAGGAUCCCUGGCUUCCCAUCUGCACCACAACCCAAUAUGUUGAGUCUUGUUCCCACUUUCCCUGAAGUUUCCUGUCUCCCUGGCUUCACAUCCACUGAGGGGUUUACAACAUUAGAGUGGCUUGUUGAGCCCAAGCCUAUGUUUGAGCACUUGCAGAAGAAGAAGAAAGAAGAAGACAUUUUUCCAAAAGACACAUUUAGGAAGGAAGACAUUGAAAAAAUGAAAGCAAUGAUUGCUUUGGUGCCAUGUUGCCCAGAAGCACCCAUGAUUUCUGGCUUCCACUCUGUACCGCAACCCCAAGAUGUCUAUUUUGAGCCAACUAUACUCAACCUUCUUCCAUUGUGUCCAAAAGUCUCCAGUAUUGCAGGUUUCCCAUCCCGUCAGCAAACUGACAGAAAAGAUUGCCACACAGAUCUGCCCGAGGAUCAUCAGCCAUUAUGGGAGAAGAAAAUUAAGGUGAACCCAGUUUUGAUAAUGGAAAGAUCAGAAAAAGACAAAGCCAAGAUGAAAGGAAUGGUGGCUUUGGUUCCAUCUUGUCCCAAAGUGGCUCAUAUCCCUGGUUUCCCAUCUGUAUCACAUCCCAAAGUAGUAUUUUAUGGGCCAAGUAUGAUCAGUCUAUCAUGCCCAAAAGUAUCCAGUAUUGCAGGUUUCCCAUCCCAUCAGCAAACUGACAGAAAAGAUUGGCACACAGAUCUGCCCGAGGAUCAUCAACCAUUAUGGGAGAAGAAAAUGAAGGUGAAGCCUGUUGUUAUAAUGGAAAGAUCAGAAAAAGACAAAGAAAGUAUGAAAGGGAUGGUGGCUCUGGUUCCAUCCUGUCCAAAAAUGUCUCUGGUGUCUGGUUUCCCAUCUGUACCACAACCCAAAGAGGUCUAUUAUGGGCCAAGGAUGAUCAGUCUAUCAUGUCCAAAAGUCUCCAGUAUUGCAGGUUUCCCAUCCCGUCAGCAAACUGACAGAAAAGAUUGGCACACAGAUCAGCCUGAGGAUCAUCAGCCAAUAUGGGAGAAGCAAUUGAAGAAGAAGCUCAUGUUAUUGAUGGAAAUAUCACAAAAACACAAACAAGAAAUUAAAGGAAUGUUGGCUCUGGUACCAUCUUGUCCGAAAGUGGCUCGUACCCCUGGUUUCCCAUCUGUACCACAACCCAAAGUAGUAUAUUAUGGGCCAAGUAUUGUCAACCUUCUUCCAUUGUGUCCAAAAGUCUCCAGUAUUGCAGGUUUCCCAUCCCGUCAGGAAACUGAAAGAAAAGAUUGGCACACAGAUCAGCCCGAGGAUCAUCAGCCAUUAUGGGAGAAGAAAAUGAAGGUGAAGCCUGUUGUUAUAAUGGAAAGAUCAGAAAAAGACAAAGAAAGUAUGAAAGGAAUGGUGGCUCUGGUUCCAUCCUGUCCAAAAAUGUCUCUGGUGUCUGGUUUCCCAUCUGUACCACAACCCAAAGAGGUCUAUUUUGGGCCAAGGAUGAUCAGUCUAUCAUGUCCAAAAGUCUCCAGUAUUGCAGGUUUCCCAUCCCGUCAGCAAACUGAAAGAAAAGAUUGGCACACAGAUCAGCCCGAGGAACAUCAGCCAUUAUGGGAGAAGAAAAUGAAGGUGAAGCCUGUUGUUAUAAUGGAAAGAUCAGAAAAAGACAAAGAAAGUAUGAAAGGAAUGGUGGCUCUGGUUCCAUCCUGUCCAAAAAUGUCUCUGGUGUCUGGUUUCCCAUCUGUACCACAACCCAAAGAGGUCUAUUAUGGGCCAAGGAUGAUCAGUCUAUCAUGUCCAAAAGUCUCCAGUAUUGCAGGUUUCCCAUCCCGUCAGCAAACUGACAGAAAAGAUUGGCACACAGAUCAGCCCGAGGAUCAUCAGCCAUUAUGGGAGAAGGAAAUGAAGAAAAAGCCAGUUGUGAUAUUGGAAAGAUCAGAAGAAGACGAAGACCAUAUGAAAGGGAUGUUGGCUCUGGUUCCAUCCUGUCCAAAUAUGUCUUUGGUGCCUGGUUUCCCUUCUGUACCACAACCCAAAGUAGUAUAUUAUGGGCCAAAUAUGAUCAACCUUCUUCCAUUGUGUCCAAAAGUCUCCAGUAUUGCAGGUUUCCCAUCCAAUCAGCAAACUGAAAGAAAAGAUUGUCACACAGACCCACCCAAGGAGCAUCAACCAUUAUGGGAGAAGCAAAUGAAGAAGAAUCUGAUUUUAUUGAUGGAAAUAUCAGAAAAAGACAAACAAGAAAUGAAAGGAAUGGUGGAUCUGGUACCAUCAUGCCCUAUUGCAGCAAGUAUUCUUGGCUUCCCCUCUGCACCACAUUCCAAAGCUGAGGUAGAUCUAAGUAUGUUGAGUCUUGUGCCCGCUUGCUCUAAAGUUUCCAGUCUCCCUGGUUUUGCAUCCACUGAGGGGGCUACACAUUUAGAAUGGCUAGUUGACCCCAAGCCUAUGUUUGAGCACUUGCAGAAGAAGAAGAAAGAAGAAAACAUUCUCCCAAAAGGAGGAUCAAAAGAAGACAUUGACAAAACAAGAGCAAUGGUUGCUUUGGUGCCAUGUUGCCCAGAAGCAGCCGGGAUUCCUAGCUUCCCCUCUGCACCACAACCUAAGAAGAAAGUAGAUAGUGUGGAUUUCACACAAUCUUGCCUCAAAAUCUCCAGUCUACCAGGUUUGCCAUCUACGGCCAAAGUCCAGACAGGAAAUUGGCACGUUGAACAGAAGCCUCUGUUUGAGAAGACACUGAAAGAUAAGACCAUAAUAAUCAAAGAUAGGUCAGCAGACAAAGAAAAUAUGAAAAAUAUAGUGGCAUGUGAAAGUCUCACUCCUGGAUUCCUGUCCUUACUACAACCUAAAGCAAUGGAAGAACAAACCAUGUCUGCUUUACUCCUAUCUUGUCCAAAUGAAUCUACAGUACCUGGAUUACCUUCUAGACAGCCAAUUGAAUUGGCUCUGGCCCAGGGAGAAGAAUCUGUGAGUUCUAUGCAGCCAUUGUAUGAAAAACCAUUGAAGGAUAGGUCAGAAGAUACCGUGCUUUCCAAGCCUGACCUAGGCAGUGCAGUUGGAGAUGAAGGCCUUAAAACUAUGGUUGCACUGGCACCAUCUUGCCCCGAGGCAGCAAGCAUUCCUGGUUUUCCGUCUGCGCCCCCUCACGGUGCAGAGUCUGUAGAGGCACAUGGUAAGAUAUGUGUGGUUAAGCAUGUAAUAUCCUAUUUCCAGUGACUCGCAUAGCAAGUGGAAUGCAACAUUAUAUUUGCUUUUGGUUUUUAAGAGACAAGUAUGCAGACAGAGGAGAAAGAGGUUGCUGGGGAACCAGCAGAGUAUGUUCUAGAUAAGGGGUAAGUGUUUGAGCAUAUGGCUCUCUGCAUGGAUUGCAGUGGUACUGAUAUGUUGUUGUUUGUCUUAUUUGGCCUGCCAUUGCUACUGGAAAGCCAGAUAUUUGAGCUCUGGCAAACCUCUGAAGUAACUGUCCAGUGAAAAUCUCACUUUUAAAAGUUAAUAUCCUGUUAACUCAUAUUUGUGGCCGAAGCAUACAUUGGAGAAAAAACACUUAAAAACCCGCCAACAGACUGUUUCAAAAGUGCUUGCUAUUUCCUGAUAGAGGAUGAUGUCAUUAUGAGCUGGCCAAUCAGCGGUCUACUUGCAUGAAUAUUUUGACCAGUAUACGCCCACACCAUUCUGUUGUUGGAGUACGCCCACACCAUUCCAAAAGAGAAAAGCUGCUUUUUAACAUACUUAAUUAAAAUGUUUGGAAGGAAAACUAUUUCACUCAUAUUGCAAUUAAUUAUAGGUCUCUGGAAACACUAAACAGUUAGUUUUAAAGACUGCAUGGCAUUUGGUCGUUUUCAAGAUGUUCUGCAUCUGAGAUGUGUUUUAGGUCUGUGAGCCUCUUAAAUGACGAUCAUAUAUUAUGGAUUGAUAUUCUUACUGAAUUUGUGACGGAUGAGUCGUUGUGGUGCAUACCAACAACUUAGUGUGUUUUUCUGUGCGUGGCAUGGAUUCUGUGGGGAUGUUCUUUUCAAUGUUCACCUCUCAUGUUAGUGUCCUCAGCAGCCCACAAAUAGAGAAGGUCACAUCUGAGGAGAUCCAAAAGCCCUCAGCAGUGUCAGAACCAGAGCAAGUCUUGGGGUGGGAGGUGCUGGAGGCUGAGGGUUCUGUGGCAGAGAAGCUGGAGGAGGCCUCUGGCCUUCUACAGACUAUUGUUGGUGUCUUCUCCAGAGGGUAAGUGGGAGAUUGGUGUGAGGCAAAAUGUGUAGUGUGCUUACUUUUUAGAAAGUAGUAGCAUUCUGACUCACGAGUCCACUUAAGGUCAUUAUAUUCACCAGUGUCACCCUCAUGUUCACUAGUUGUUUAGAUUUCUGUUUGCAUGUGAUGGCAUUUUCUAUUUUCAUCAUGGAUUGACAAUUUGAUCAAAUGUAGAACUUUGAGCAUCUUUCGUAUGCGAUUAAUAAAAUACAUUUCUUGAUGAUUGAAGUUUGAACGAUCUGUGUUUAUUCACCUUGAUUUCUGAGAAGACUUGAGACUUUGUAUAUGGUUGGCAUGCUCCCAAUGUGUAUCACUCUUGUUUUAGGGCUCAAUCCCUCACUUACAGUUAGUAUCCUUCUCUCACAGUUAUGAAACAGUAGCAGCCAUUUUGGGUCCGUCUGGUUCCCCUCCAACAGAAGAUGCAGACAGUAGCAUUGUGGACCCAGAGGACAGUGCAGUCCCAUCUGAGAGCUCCUCUGAACCUGUCCCAGAUAUAUCUACCCUCAUUCAGGAAGCAGUGUCUGGAGAGGCACUGCAUGUUGAGGGUGAAACCAAACCAACUAUAGAGCUCCCAACCACUACUGAGUCAUCCUUGUUUACUCUGGAAGACAAGCAAUCCAACUCUCCAUCGGCAGUGAGACAAGACAGUGAGGAUGGGUUUGUUGGAGUCGAAGGCCGAAGCAGUAUGAGAAAAUGGCCGCCGUUGACGGAGGCUGACCUUACUGAGAUCUCCAGAGGAGAGUUUGUGGUAACUGGGGAAGAAGAGGUUACCCUUGACUCAUGGGCGCAAGUAGGGGAGAAGUCAACAUUCAAAGUGCAGGAUUCUGGACAGAUAACAGGUUAUGUUGAAGUUUUUUCAGCAGGGUCACCUAUCAAGACAGAAUUAUCACCUUCAUUACACCUGGACAAGGGGUGAGUGUCCUGGCAGCAAACCCGUCUCGGAACUAUUUGCCUGCACGGCUUGAGAAUACAAAUAUGUUUAGUUGCAGUUAUAACAUUGUCUCUUGUUUGCAUAAUGUUUUGCUCAGCAAUGCUUGCUACUCAGUGAACUGUGAUGGACAAGUCUACAGUACAGAAUGUUGGAUGUGUUUAAGCGGCUUCUUGAUGUUUAAAGCACUUGUUUGUGGAUCCAUGUCAUCAGUGUCUUUGUACUGUUUAUGCUGCUAUGUCAGACGUGUGACAAAUAUGUGUGUGUGCGCAUGCUUGUAAUUUAAGGAAAAAAACAUGGACGAUUUGUAUGAGUUAUAACUGUUCACUGUGUUGCGUUGUUCCCUUGUAACACUUCUUCAGUAUCUCCUCAGUGGACUUGGGUAUGCAACUGUCUCUAUUUAGUCAUUUGCUAGCUUAUGGAAUGUGGCUUUUGUGAAAAAUCAUUGUUGUAAGGUUGCUUUUUUGAUAAUAUAAUUAAACAAAAAAACGUUGUUUAAAGUGAGAAGUUAGGCCUUUAAUGGAAUCUAAUUCUAUAGCAAGACCUGAGACAUAACUUUUUUUUUCUUUAAGCCCCCAACACGCAAGCACAGAGGAAGCCUCUGUGUCUACCUCACAACCUACUGCAGACAAGUUGCUGGUAGAGGACAAGUCUGAAGAACAUAUAGUACCCAUCCCAGAUAAACCCUCUGAAGAUCAGACUGUCACCCCAGUCACCUCAGUUGAAACACAAUCAGAAGUUGUCCCCCCUCAGAGAGGCAGAAAGAAAAAGCGAUCCCUUCCACAAGAGUCUCAACAAAAAGCAGAUGACCAAGGAAGUGUGGCUACCCAGGCUGUCCCUGCACAGGUAACGACUAAACUGGUCGCUCCUCAUCGUGUGAAGAAAAGAGAGGGAAGUCUUCCACCAGAAACUCAACAGCAAGCUGAUGCUCAAGGGAUUGUAUUUAAUGUAGUUGCUUCACAGCCUCUAAGGAGAAAUGACAGCCUCACUCCAGAGCGCAAACAGAAAUCUGAGAAUGUAUCUGUACAGAAGCCCAUUGAAGUAGUCGCUUCCUGCUGUCCGAAGAGAAAAGACAAUAGUCUUUCAACAGAACCUCUAAAGAAAGCUGAUGGUCAGAAGGGUUUCACUUCCCAGGCAGCUGCUGAGGUGGUCCCAUCACGGCCUGGUAGUAAAAGAGACUGUAGUCUUUCAACAGAGCCCCAACAGAAAGCUGAUGCCCCUGUCCAGGCGCACAUAGACGUGGUCCCUCCUCGCCGUACUAAGAAAAGAGACAGUAGUCUUCCUGCAGAGUCUCCACACCGACCUUUGAGGAGAAAGGAAAGCUUCACUAAAGACACAUCAACACAGGCAACUGGCCUGGUCCCACCUCCGCGGCCAAGUAGAACCUCUAGAGCCUCCAGUGCAGAACCUUCAGAGAAACUUGGCCAGGUAGCCACUGAACUGAUUCUACCACAGCCAACUCCGAAAGCUGAUGAGCCAGAGAAUCUGAUUGCCCAGGCGGUUACUAAGCUGAUUCCACCUCAGCGCACAAGGAAAGCAUCUCCCUCUCCCGAACCUCGUCAGAAAGCUGAUAAUUUAGAGAGUGCUACUGGUCAGGUCACAACUGUUCCCCUAACACCAGAUCAUGUACCGACAGAGUCGUACCCGGACUUUGGUGUGAGAGAGACUGCCCCCCUCUUGAUCAUCAGAAAAAUAGCCCCGCCAAGGCGCAGCAAGAAAACAAAUUCUCCCCCAGUGGAAUCAGGCAAAGCAGAAGAUGAGGCUGUGGUUGUAGAGGCCCUGAAUGCUGCCAACCAGGGGUCUACAGCACCAGGCCAUAUAGAGGAUCUGAUGAUAGACUCGUUUGAAAAGGUUGAGGCUGAGAUGCAGUCUCAGGAAGUCACAGAAAUGUCCACUGAGCCAGUUGAAGAUAAGCCAGUAAUUUAUAGGCCGCUCAUUGGCAAGUAAGUUCCUGUAUUUCAUAUUGCAGUACGCCUACUGUAAUCUUAAAACGGUAUCAUAGCAAGUACUGUACAAUGACAUACCGUAGAAUUGACUGUAUUAUACUGUAAAAAAGUCAAUGCUACUGUAAUCUAAUGAAUGAAUGGAUGAAUUAAAUUCAUUGAGGGGAUUGGGGUUUGUAUUUCACAUUAUUUUACUGUAAUUACAUGGGAUUGGUGCAAGCAGGUUGGCUGCUAGGUAAUGUGUUUACAUAUCACAGCAUAUCAAUUGAUAUUUGGUGUUUUAUAUCACUUCCACUUCUAGAGGCCUUAACAAAGGCUUCUUAACAGGCUGCGACUACAGGGCAAAACAGACCAAAAGGACAUGGCAAAAUGCUCAACCAUUGAAGGUUUAAGACUUGUUGCAACUCCAAUCCUGUCCCCUAUAUAUUUUAGUUUGAUGGGUCACUACUACCACAGACCAGUUAAAUUGGUACAGCUUUCUCUAACAGGUGCAACAAAUAUAGCCUCUUACAAGACAUGCCUCAAAAUAUGUUAAUGAGCCAGAAACAACAAUACCAUGCACCCACUAGUGGUCAAAAGGUUUUUGGCGCUCCAAAUAUACGGUACGGUACUGUAUUCAGUGGGAUGGAAUUACAGUACCAUUCAAAAUAUCCAAAUUAUUUCCCCACCCACAACAAUUUCCCACAAUGCACCAUAAUUUACAGUAUGCUGCAGUAAAAUGCUUUCACAGUAUUUUACUGUUGAUAAUACCCCAAAUUAGCGCAUAAAUUACAGUUUUCCUUUACAGUGCAGCUCAGAAGGCAUUGACAGAGGACACUGCGCCAGAAGUAAAGACUGAGGACAAGCAGGAGUACUUACCAGUCCCAAAGCCUCGUGGGAAACGAGACCCGACCCCUCCUGUCCAUUUAGAUGCUACCAGACCAAAGACCCGGCAUGCCUCUAGUGGGGAUGACAACGAUUCUACCAGAGAGAGAGGACGUUCACAUGCAGCCUCAGCCUCUGUGCUUGAACCACCUCGACGCAGCAAGAGGAGCAGUAGUCUUCCUCCCGUACCCCCUGGGUGCCAGCCUGCAGCAUCUAGUGAAGUGGUGGUUGCUCCUCUGCGUAGGAGGAGGAGUAGACUAAACAUAGAACAAUCAAGCAUGCCUGUUCCAGUUCCCCGCUCGAAAAAACGCCUCAGUUCCACUUUCUCCGAUGGAACUCCUUCAAUGGACUCCUCAUUCACCAGGCAGACAGACUCCCUUGAGGGCUUGCUGUCUCUCUCUCAGGAAGACAAUCAAGCCACCAGUCAGGAAGCCACAGAGGGUUCAAUAUCAUUAACCUCAAGCAUGGUCUCCGAAGGGAGCUUUGUCACAAUUCUUCACUCAAAGGAGAUAUCACCAGAAGUUAUAGUCUGUGAGAAGGGACUGGAGGAGAGUGGGGAGAGCUGGACCUUCACAGAUACCGCUAUGGUCACUGAGGCCUUCACAGAUACUGUAAGCGAGGACAUUGAGAGGGGUUCAGAGGCAGAGACUGUCUUUGAGAAGGGACUGGAGGAGAGCAUGGAGAGCUUGACCUUUACAGAAACUGCCAUUGUCAUGGAGUCCUUCACAGAAACCCCUAAGUUCUUCGCAGACACUGUUAGCGAGGACAUUGAGAGGGGUUCAGAGGCAGAAGUGCUUGACAAGACCUCUCCAACCACUGCUACACCAGCUGAGGACGACUGGUUACAUGUUAAGGGAGCCAACGAGACAGAGAAGAUGGAGGUAGAGAGAAAAGACAUGGGGGUUGAAGAGGUGGACUUUGGCUUUGAGUCAGUAGACGUAGCUGCCGGAGGCUUAGACGAGGAGAGGUACUGUAUGUUAUGUUGGACACGCAUGUGCAAAAGAGUGGUUGUGUGACGUGUUUACAUUUUUGAGUGCAUUUACAUGUAGGGGAUUGUGGGGUAAGUUGAGAACUUUUUUACAUUCAGCAUCUCUCCAUCAAGGGAAAUAUAGUAUUAUCUCUAACAAAGAUAUUUACAUACACUACCAGUCAAAAGUUUGGACAGACCUACUCAUUCAAGGGUUUUUCUUUAUUUUUUACAGUUUUCUACAUUGUAGAAUAAUAGUGAAGACAUCAAAACUAUGAAAUAACACAUAUGGAACAAAUCUAAAUAUAUUUUAUAUUUGAGAUUCUUCAAAUAGCCACCCUUUGCCUUGAUGACAGCUUUGCACACUCUUGGAAUACUUUCAACCAGCUUCAUGAGGUAGUCACCUGGAAAGUAUUUCAAUUAACAGGUGUGCCUUCUUAAAAGUUAAUUUGUGGAAUUUAUUUCCUUCUUAAAGCGUUUGUUAAAAGACCAAGUCCAUAUUAUGGCAAGAACAGCUCAAAUAAGCAAAGAGAAAUGACAGUCCAUCAUUACUUUAAGACGUUUAGGUCAGUCAAUACGGAAACUUUCAAGAACUUUUAAAGUUUCUUCAAGUGCAGUCGCAAAAACGAUCAAGCGCUAUGAUGAAACUGGUUCUCAUGAGGACCGCCACAGGAAUGGAAGACCCAGUUACCCCUGCUGCAGAGGAUAAUUUCAUUAGAGUUACCAGCCUCAGAAAUUGCAGCCCAAAUAAAUGCUUCACAGAGUUCAAGUCACAGACACAUCUCAACAUCAACUGUUCAGAGGGAUCUGUGUGAAUCAGGCCUUCAUGGUCGAAUUGCUGCAAAGAAACCACUACUAAAGGACACCAAUAACAAGAAGAGACCUGCUUGGGCUAAGAAACACGAGCAAUGGACAUUUGUCCUUUGGUCUGGAGUCCAAAUUUGAGAUUUUUGGGUCCAACCGCUGUGUCUUUGUGAGAUGCGGUGUGGGUGAACAGAUGAUCUCCGCAGGUGUAGUUCCCACCGUAAAGCAUGGAGGAGGAGGUGUUAUGGUGUGGGGGUGCUUUGCUGGUGACACUGUCUGUGAUUUAUUUAGAAUUCAAGGCAGACUUAACCAACAUGGCUACCACAGCAUUCUGCAGCAAUAUGCCAUCCCAUCUGGUUUGGGUUUAGUGGGACUAUAAUUUGUUUUUCAACAGAACAAUGACCCAAAACACACCUCCAGGCUGUGUAAGGGCUAUUUUACCAAGAAGGAGAGUGAUGGAGUGCAGCAUCAGAUGACCUGGCCUCCACAAUUGAGAUGGUUUGGGAUGAGUCGGACGGCAGAGUGAAGGAAAAACAGCCAACAAGUUCUCAGCAUAUGUGGGAACUGCUUCAAGACUGUUGGAAAACCAUUCCAGGUGAAGCUGGUUGAGAGAAUGCCAAGAGUGUGCAAAGCUGUCAUCAAGUCAAAGGGUGGCUAUAUAAAAUAUAUUUUGAUUUGUUUAACACUUUUUUGGUUACUGCAUGAUUCCAUGUGUUAUUUCAUAGUUUUGAUGUCUUCACUAUUUUACUACAAUGUAGAAAAUAGUAAAAAUAAAGAAAAACCCUUGAAUGAGUAGGUGUGUCCAAACUUUAGACUAGUACUGUAUAUUUCAGGAUGUUGUGUAUCCCUGGAAAUAAUCAGAAUUCAUGUAAACAUGACAGUUUUGAAAACAUAGCUUGUCCAAAAAAGUGGUCUCUUGGCACAACUUACUCCAGGUAUGGGGUAAAUUGAGCCGUGGGACAUGCUAAGUUAAACCGCCUACAAAUGUACAUUCUGAAUUAAAUAUUACCGCUGCCUUUUUAAAAUCAUGUCUAUCUUUAUUUCCCAAACACAAUUCAACACAAUCACAAUCGCUUUUUGUCUUUUAUUCAUUUUAUGCAUCUUUUAACACAGGCUUAACACCUAACAAACACUUUGUACUUAAACACGUUUAACAUUAAGCCAGGCCCUGUUGCCUCAUAUCCCAGCGAUAAUGCCUUGCAGGAAAACACUUCAAUUUGCUCCACUUGCCAAUGCCUCAACCAUUGGCUCAACAUACCCCAAGGCAAACAUUUUGCCUAUAUUUGAACACAAAACUUAAAGGAUGCACUUUAAUGCUAGGUUAAGGACCGCAUGUUGAAGCUUAUAGAGACCUCAACUGAUGUAUAGAACAAUCUUAAAAUUAUCUACUUUGGUUUAGAUACAAGCAACAUGAAACGUCGAACGCAAUAAAUUAAUUUGUCUUAGUGAGAAUCCGUUUUUUGGACUUAACUUGCUUAGCCCUUUCCCAUGUGGUUUCUUCCUUCACAUACAGUUGAAGUCGGAAGUUUACAUGCACUUAGGUUGGGGUCAUUAAAACUCGUUUUUCAACCACUCCACAAAUUUCUUGUUAACAAACUAUAGUUUUGGCAAGUUGGCUAGGACAUCUACUAUGUGCAUGACACAAGUUUUCCAACAAUUGUUUACAGACAAUUUAUUUCACUUAUAAUUCACUGUAUCACAAUUCCAGUGUGUCAGAAGUUUACAUACACUAAGUUGACUGUGCCUUUAAACAGCAUGGAAAAUUCCAGAAAAUGAUGUCAUGGCUUUAGAAGCUUCUAAUAGGCUAACUGACAUCAUUUGAGUCAAUUGGAGGUGUACCUGUGGAUGUAUUUCAAGGCCUACCUUCAAACGCAGUGCCUCUUUGCUUGACAACAUGGGAAAAUCUAAAAAAUCAGCCAAGACCUCAGAAAAAACAGUCUGGUUCAUCCUUGGGAGCAAUUUCCAAACGCCUGAAGGUUCCAUGUUAAUCUGUACAAACAAUAGUACGCAAGUAUAAACACCAUGGGACCACGCAGCCGUCAUACUGCUCAGGAAGGAGACGCGUUCUGUCUCCUAGAGAUGAACGUACUUUGGUGCGAAAAGUGCAAAUCAAUCCCAGAACAACAGCAAAGGACCUUGUGAAGAUGCUGGAGGAAACAGGUACAAAAGUAUCUAUAUCCACAGUAAAACGAGUCCUAUAUCAACAUAACCUGAAAGGCCGCUCAGCAAGGAAGAAGCCACUGCUCCAAAACCGCCAUAAAAAAGCCAGACUACGGUUUGCAACUGCACAUGGGGACAAAGAUCGUACUUUUUGGAGAAAUGUCCUCUGGUCUGAUGAAACAAAAAUAGAACUGUUUGGCCAUAAUGACCAUCGUUAUGUUUGGAGGAAAAAGGGGGUUACUUGCAAGCCGAAGAACACCAUUCCAACCGUGAAGCACGGGGGUGGCAGCAUCAUGCUGUGGGGGUGCUUUGCUGCAGGAGGGACUGGUGCACUUCACAAAAUAGAUGGCAUCAUGAGGAAGGAAAAUUGUGGAUAUAUUGAAGCAACAUCUCAAGACAUCAGUCAGGAAGUUAAAUCUUGGUCGCAAAUGGGUCUUCCAAAUGGACAAUGACCCCAAGCAUACUUUCAAAGUUGUGGCAAAAUGGCUUAAGGACAACAAAGUCAAGGUAUUGGAGGCCAUCACAAAGCUCUGACCUCAAACCUAUAGAAGAUAUGUGGGCAGAACUGAGAAGGCGUGUGCAAGCAAGGAGGCCUACAAACCUGACUCAGUUACACCAGCUCUGUCAGGAGGAAUGGGCCAAAAUUCACCCAACUUAUUGUGGGAAGCUUGUGGAAGGCUACCCAAAACGUUUGACCCAAGUUAAACAAUUUAAAGGCAAUGCUACCAAAUACUAAUAUAGUGUAUGUAAACUUCUGACCCACUGGGAAUGUGAUGAAAUAAAUAAAAGCUUAAAUAAAUCAUUCUCUCUACUAUUAUUCUGACAUUUCACAUUCUUAAAAUAAAGUGGUGAUCCUAACUGACCUAAAACAGGGAAUUUUUACUAGGAUUAAAUGUCAGGAAUUGUGAAAAACUGAGUUUAAAUGUAUUUGGCAAAGGUGUAUGUAAACUUCCGACUUCAACUGUACAUGACCUCUUCCUAAAUAUUUGGUCAAAUUAUUAGAAACCAGGGUGAGUCAACAUACCCCUUUAGCUCAACUUACCACACCCUCCCCUAGUUGUUGAUAAUUCUACUACUACUACUACGCUUGUAUGAAAAUUAACUGAUUGAGAAAAUGCCAUAUAUUUAAUCCAUUACCAUUGUUUUAAAUGUGUUGCUACUAAACUGUUUGAACAAAAAAUCCAGAGUAUAACAUUCAGUUGCUGUGUAGUCAGGUCAUAUUAAAUCCCUGUCUUUAUCUUUUUAGUCAGCAGGAGGCAGCAGAGGAGCCAACAACGCCUAAACGCAGACCUGCAAACUCUCAGGAAAUGGGUCAAGACAGUGCUGCUUCUCCAGAAGUACGCUAUUUAUAGUCUUAUCAGUUGACCAAUCCUUCAACAUCCAUUUUGUGUCAUCAUUGACUUAUGAAAUGUUGACUCCUAACCACCAUCAUAACUGUCAAUUUUGUAACGACAAAACAACACUUGUUUUUAGGUUAUCACUGUGUGAAACCUGGUCAUUUCUAUACCAUAAAAUGAAGUGCCACUUCGAUUUAACUCUGAAUUGACCAAUUAUAUCUGAUGCCAUUUGUUGUUUUAGGGCCUCAUGGCCAGUCCUGGCCUGGUCACUUCCAGCCAGUUACUACUGGAGUGGUGUCAGGAGGCCACCAAAGAACACAAGGGGGUCAAGAUCACUAACUUCAGCACAUCCUGGAGGAACGGCCUGGCCUUCUGUGCCCUUCUACACCACUUCCACCCGGACAGGAUGUAGGUACCCUCUGUGGAGCACUUAGACAAAAACAUGAGCAGGCAUUAUGUUAUGGUUUCUUUAACCUUUGAAAAUGACAUCAUCAUAAUUUUUGUGUUAACUUGUUUCCUGUUCUUGUGUAUCGAUUUUCUCUCUCUUCGCUGCUUAGAAACUUUGAGAUGCUGGACCCUUAUGACAUCAAGCGCAACAACAAGAAGGUGAUUUCCCUCAUGUUUUUUCGUCAUGUGAUAAUCAGUCAGAGUAUAAUGUGCUAACCCAUCAUUUGCUACCCCUUUAAUUUUAUCAUGAAGUGUUUAGCACCUGAACAUUUUACCAGUGGUGGAAAAAGUACCCAAUUGUCAUACUUGAGUAAAAAUAAAGAUACUUUAAUAGAAAAUGACUCAAGUAAAAGGGAAAGUCACCCAGUAAAAUAGUACUUGAGUAAAAGUAUUUGGUUUUAAAUAUACAGUACUUACAUUUUUGAGUGCAUUUACUGUAGGGGCGAGUCGGAUAAGUUGAGCCAUUUUUUACAUUCAGCAUCACUCCGUCAAGGGAAAUAUAGUAUUAUUUCUAACAAAGAUAUUUACAUGUAUUUCAGGAUAUUGUGUAUUCCUGGAAAUAAUCAGAAUUCACGUAUACAUGACAGUUUAAGUCUCAAAAGUAAAAGUAUAAAUAAUUUCUUAUAUUAAGCAAACCAGACGGCAUGAUUUUUUUGUUUUAUUAUUUUAUAUAGCCAGGGGCACACUCCAACACUCAGACAUAAUUUACAAACGAAGCAUAUGUGUUUAGUGAGUCCGCCAGAUCAGAGGCAGUAGGGAUGACCAGGGAUGUUCUCUUGAUAAGUGUGUGAAUUGGUAAAUGUUUCUGUCCUGCUAAGCUAAAUGUAACGAGUACUUUUGGGUGUCAGAGAAAAUGUAUGGAGUAAAAUGUACAUUAUUUUCUUUAGGAAUGUAGUGGAGAAAAAGUUAAAGUUGUCAAAAAUAUAAAUAGUAAAGUACAGAUACCCCCCAAAAAGUACUUAAGUAGUACCUUAAAGUAUUUUUACUUAAGUACUACUGCAAUUUACCCAUCCACCCCAUCUCCUCUUUAACCCCCAGGCUUUCGACGGCUUUGCUGCGCUGGGCAUCUCUCGGCUGAUGGAGCCCUCAGACAUGGUCCUCCUGGCCGUGCCUGACCGCCUCAUCGUCAUGACCUACCUCAACCAGAUCCGCACCUACUUCUUGGGCCAGGAGCUGAGUGUGCUGCACAUCGAGGCGGACAGCAGCGAGUCCAGCUACGGUGUGGCCGGGGAGAGCAGGGAGGGCCCCGACCCGGAGGCCGCUGCACGCUACUGUCAACGGAUCCAAGAUGAGGCCCUCACAAUGGAGACCAAUGGGGGCGCUGCGGAGAAGGAGGCCUAUAGUGACACUAAGGGGGGCACCAAUGGGGAUGUGGUCCCGCCCCCUAGAACCAAGCGGCCGCAGGCUGCAGGGGCAGCAGGAGGGGCCCAGGCCCCCGUCGCACCCCCCAGGACACACUUCUUAUCUGCCAAGUCUGGGUUCUCCCACCUAAAGGAUGCAGAUCUGGUUAAGAAGCGGCGGUCGCAACGCAGGUCAAUAGACGAGGCCGACUCAACCGAGGUAAGCGGCCUAUGAUCUUUCUCUCUCUCUCUCUCUCUCCACUUUCUGCUAUCUCUCGUUCUCCAUCUCUGUGAGUGAUUCCUUUGUUGUAUUUACAGGUUGCUACAGGUCAGGAAGAGGAUGGAGCUGCCCGAAGGAAAUCAGAAACCGGUACAUACAGUCGUGGUCAAAAGUUUUGAGAAUGACACAAAUACUAAUUUUCACAAAGUCUGCUGCCUCAGUUUUGAUGAUGGCAAUUUGCAUAUACUCCAGAAUGUCAUGAAGAGUGAUCAGAUUAAUUGCAAUUAAUUGCAAAGUCCCUCUUUGCCAUGAAAAUGAACUUAAUCCCCCAAAAAACAUUUCCACUGCAUUUCAGCCCUGCCACAAAAGGACCAGCUGCCAUUAUGUCAGUGAUUCUCUCAUUAACACAGGUGAGAGUGUUGACGAGGACAAAGCUGGAGAUCACUCUCUCAUGCUGAUUGAGUUAGAAUAACAGACUGGAAGCUUUAAAAGGAGGGUGGUGCUUGAAAUCAUUGUUCUUCCACUGUUAACCAUGGUUACCUGCAAGGAAACACGUGCCGUCAUCAUUGCUUUGCACAAAAAGGGAUUCACAGGCAAGGAUAUUGCUGCUAGUAAGAUUGCACCUAAAUCAACCAUUUAUCGGAUCAUCAAGAACUUCAAGGAGAGAGGUUCAAUUGUUGUGAAGAAGGCAUCAGGGCGCCCAAGAAAGUCCAGCAAGCGCCAGGACCGUCUCCUAAAGUUGAUUCAGCUGCGGGAUCAGGGCACCACCAGUGCAGAGCUUGCUCAGGAAUGGCAGCAGGCAGGUGUGAGUGAAUCUGCACGCACAGUGAGGCGAAGAUUUUUGGAGGAUGGCCUGGUGUCAAGAAGGGCAGCAAAGAAGCCACUUCUCUCCAGGAAAAACAGACUGAUAUUCUGCAAAAGGUACAGGGAUUGGACUGCUGAGGACUGGGGUAAAGUCAUUUUCUCUGAUGAAUCGCCUUUCCGAUUGUUUGGGGCAUCCGGAAAACACCUUGUCCGGAGAAGACAAGGUGAGCGCUACCAUCAGUCCUGUAUCAUGCCAACAGUAAAGCAUCCUGAGACCAUUCAUGUGUGGGGUUGCUUCUCAGCCAAGGGAGUGGGCUUAGUCACAAUUUUGCCUAAGAACACAGCCAUGAAUAAAGAAUGGUACCAACACAUCCUCCGAGAGCAACUUCUCCCAACCAUCCAAGAACAGUUUGGUGACGACCAAUGGCCUUUUCCAGCAUGAUGGAGCACCUUGCCAUAAGGCAAAAGUGAUAACUAAGUGGCUUGGGGAACAAAACAUCGAAAUUUUGGGUCCAUGGCCAGGAAACUCCCCAGACCUUAAUCCCAUUGAGAACUUGUGGUCGAUCCUCAAGAGGCAGGUGGACAAACAAAAACCCACAAAUUCUGACAAACUCCAAGCAUUGAUUAUGCAAGAAUGGGCUGCCAUCAGUCAGGAUGUGGCCCAGAAGUUAAUUGACAGCAUGCCAGGGCGGAUUGCAGAGGUCUUGAAAAAGAAGGGUCAACACUGAAAAUAUUGACUCUUUGCAUAAACUUAAUGUAAUUGUCAAUAAAAGCCUUUGACACUUAUGGAAUGCUUGUAAUUAUACUUCAGUAUACCAUAGUAACAUCUGACAAAAAUAUCUCAUAACACUGAAACAGCAAACUUUGUGAAGACCAAUACUUGUGUCAUUCUCAAAACUUUUGACCACGAUGUACAGUAUAUUGAUUUUGUAUGAUGUGAUCGGAGUUUACCCCCACACUGACUUACUGAGUCUCCAGUUUCCCAGGAACUUUGAUUGCACAACACCCAUCAGAGGUGCAGUGGAUAGGAGAGCAAGAGAGUACAGACACAAGUCAUCACAGUUUUCUUUGCUGUACUUGACUCAUCCAUCCCCUGAGCAUUGGCUUCACUCACUCUAAUUACUUUGAUGGUUUCCUGUCGUUAGGAUCAGUCCUUGGCCUAUCAAAUUAUGCUAAUUGCCUCUUGUCAUCGCAGUUUAGUUUGCCACUUUAAUGCUCGUCCAGCAAUUGCUCAGUGGAGCUACUGCAUUAUGUUCCUAUGUAUUUCUUUACGUAGUGUUUGUGUGUAUUUUUCAUAUAGAAGGGGAAGCUGGUGAAGAAGGACGAUCGGCUGAGGAGGAGUGCCAGGUCUGUCACGUUCACAAAUCCCUGCCUGCCGCUGUCAUAAACACUUUCGUGCAUCAAGGAAAUACCAAUGUUCUGUAUAUGAAAGAAGUAUCAUUCUGUGUGUGUGUGUGCGUGUGCGUGUGUGUGUGUGUGUGUGUGCGUCCAGGACGCCAGCCAGUAUGCACUGAGCGAAAUGAAGGCCCUAGAGGCAGAACAGAAGCACAUUGACAGCAGGGCAGACAUCGUGGAAAGGAGACUACGGCGACUGAUGGAGUCAGGUGUGGUCCUCUGUAGCUCAGCUGGUAGAGCACGGUGCUUGUAACGCCAAGAUAGUGGGUUUGAUCCCCGGGAUCACCCAUACACAAAAAGAAACAAAAAAAAGAAAUGUAUGCACGCAUGACUGUUAGUCGCUUUGGAUAAAAGCGUCUGCUAAAUGGCAUAUUAUCAUUAUAGGUGAGGGGGGGAUGGAGGGAGGAGGGGGAUGAAGAAAGAGAAAGAAAUAUACCCUUGAAGUAUAUAUAAGGCUUUCAGUAUUUUCAAAGCUUCUCUUUAUAAUGAUGCCCUCUCUGUCUCCAUACAUGUAGGUAGUGACAAGAUGCAGGAGGAGAAGCUGAUUCAGGAGUGGUUCACUCUUGUCAACAAGAAGAACGCCCUCAUCAGGAGACAAGACCAACUACAGCUACUGUAAGAUCCCCCAUCCCCACUGUGUUCUCUACCGUUACCUAGUGCUUUAAACAAUGCUGACAUAUUAUAGAUACAUUACAUUGAUCUAACCAAAAGUAAUUCUGCUCCACAGACAAGAAGAGCAGAACCUGGAAACAAGGUUUGAGAUGCUGAACCGAGAACUGAGAGACAUGAUGGCUACUGAAGGUAAAACUACAGUACCAAUAUACUGAACUACAAGAUCCAUGAUUCAACUCUUUUCUGCAGUACAGCUCACUACUGUGGUCAGUUAUGGUCAUAGUGACAUCCAAAACAUACAAUAGCAAAAAUCUGUCUUAAAGCUAGAAUCCUUAAUUGAAACAAUAACAACGUUUAUUUUCCCCGCCCGUUUCGCUAAAAAGCUAAGGGAUGGGGCUGGAUAAACGUAACCACUCUCAAAUUCAUAGACAGAGCUAUUUAUGCAAUGACUGACCAUCCAUGAUAUCAAAUGUAUAGUUUUAACCAUGUUUUAGGUUUUAGAGCGUUUGUUUACAUUUAUGUUGUUUACAAACAUUGGAGUAAAACAAGCUUAUGGGGUACGACCGUUGAGCUAAGCUCACGAGGCAUUUAUAAGUUAUAUUCUUCAAGAAUCAAUGGGUAUAUAUCAUUAAUUUAUAAGUCCAAAAAUGGAUGUAGCAACUAAGAAUUCUAGCUUUAAGUCUGCAAAGGAAAUCUAAAGUGUGUUGUUGCAUAUGGCACUAAGCUUUGGGUGUGAUUGACUCACGCUAGUUCUGCCAACUGUGCCAAGUGGUAUCUGCCCACUAGUUGGUUUGAGGAAGUGAUCCUUUCUUUAAUGUCAUUAUUUAUCUGAAUCCUUUAUUAACUUCCAGUUUCAUCAUUAGGUUAUAGAUCUUUAAAGAGAAGGGGAUUUUUGUUUCACACGAAAUUAGAAUAUUAUUAGAACAAGGGGAAAAAAAUUAAAAAGACCAUUGCAAGAAAAAGGUGGUCAUGGAACUCAAGUGCACAUUGGCAAAGCAACAACUGUCUUCUCUACUCUGUAUCACCCUCAAUCCCGUAUCACUCUUUCCCUAUCUUCCGCUCCCUCUCUCCCUCCCACUCCCUUUUUUCUGUCCUCCAGAGUGGCAGAAGACAGCUGCUCAUAAGCACAGGGAGCAGCUGCUACUGCAGGAGCUGGUGUCUCUGGUCAACCUGAGGGACGAGCUGGUCCACGACAUGGACGCCAAGGAGAGAGGGUGAGACAGCCAUGUCUGCAUAUCAGGGUUCCGCAACUGGUGACCAGUUGACCGAAUUUAGCCUGCGGGUUGUUUUAUUUGGCCCCUCAAGUUUUCUGAGCAAAAAAACCCAAAAACAUUUAUUUAUUUAUUUUCAUUGUUGGACAUAAAAGAUUGUAAAAACACCAGGAAAUCAGCUGCAAGUUAUUUUAAUUUUGGAAAUCUGUUCCCAAGUAUUUCCACUCAUAAUAGAGAGACACGUGAUCAUAUACAAAUGUAAGCAAGGUUUGAAAUUAUUAUGUUUUAGUCAAAUAUUAUAUCUGUUUGGGCUUCUUGCGGGUUAAUUUGCAGUCUACAAAUUAUUUGUAAUCAUGUUCUGGCCCAACCAUCUGCUCAAGACAAAAAUCGUCCCGCAGCUGAAUCUAAUUGAUGAUCCCUGCCCAAAUAAUGCACUACUUUUGACUAGAGCCCAAAUGGCCCCUGGUCAAAAGUAGUGUACUAUAUAGGGAAUAGGGUGCCAUUUGGGACGCAUCCCAUGGCCCAGCUGAGUCAUACAUGCUGAACAGACACAGCAAACACUUUACACGCUCUGUUACACAUAAACCAUGGGUGUAAUCAUCUGUUAAUAUAUGGUUUGACAGGAUGCUAAGGGGUGAAUGAGAUAUCAGGUGUCUUUGUGAGUUUUGUCUUCCACUGCCACACAGUUGAACCUAAGUCUGAGAGAGGGACUAUUUGCUAUGAGGCUACUGUUCUAGCAGGUCUCUCUCCCUGUUCUCUGCGCCUAGGGCUCUGGAGGAGGACGAGAGGCUGGAGAGAGGCCUGGAGCAGAGGCGCAAGAAGUACAGCAAGAAGAGCAAGCAGGAGAAGUGUGUGCUGCAGUGAGGCCUGGCGUCGGACACACCUGAACCAGGCAGCCCAGUGGAAGGUCACCUGGGUGCACUUUGGGAUUGAUGAUGUAUGUGUGUGGUUCAUGACAUCCACACUGCAUGGAAGAGACUGAGAACUGUGUUAAGUGACUGCACUAAGAGGACGUAAAACGAUGUUCGCCCCACCCCUUUCUCCAUGAUAUGAUUGAGCCUCAAUCCAACCUAUGACUGGUUAUCAUCAGUCACUUUGCUCUUCAGAUUGUGUUUUGAUUGGAUUGAAGUGUUUUUCUUGUCGCAUAUGUUUCUAUAUGGAUGCAUAGUGUUUGUGUACCUGUGUUUGUGCGUGUGAAUGUGUGCGUUGAUGCGUGUCAUUGUGUGUGCAAUCUAUGACUGUAUGGCUUUAUUUUGUGUAUUAACUUAAGGUCACAAAGACAUAUCCCUAACUAACUUAUCACCAGAUAGUUGCCUUACUGUAGAAUCUGUUACAGUAGUGUAUUGUAUAAUGGGUUACUUAUAAAAGGUAUUUUCCACUGAAUGGCAUAUUAUGGACGGGACAGGGCUCCAGUCACUAUGUAUACCAAAGACCUACUUUAGGCCCAUGCAGCAGGUAGAUUGAUUCACCCGUCUUCACCUACAGUUACAUGAAACUGACAGGAGCAGUCUGAUUUAUUGCCAAUUACAAUGGAGAGAUGGGAAGUUUAGUACUCAACUUGUGCCAAACAAAUAAUGCCAAAAGGAUCUUUCUUAUUUCUUGCAGUAUGUUGUCUGAUUGUUUAUCGCUGUGGAUGUUGAGGAAAGAAGAAAACUGACAUUGUUGACAAGGUCUUGGGAUUGAAGAUGUUAAAUGUUUACUUGCAGUGCUCCAACACUCAACCAGAGUGGGAGAUUUAGGAGGGAAGGGAGAAGGACGGGAGUCUACUAUACGGUAGCUAGUACCGUAUACUACAGCUCGGUGUCUGAAAGAACAAAACCGGAAGUAUGAACUUUGUUCCCAGUUCGCAUAUGUUUAUGCAGUGAGUUUGAGUUUAGUUACUGUUUGUGACAUUAGUCUUGCAAUGUCUUGUUUUCCAUUGAUUGGGUUUUGUUGUUUUAUGAGUUAAAUUAAUUGAUGUAGAAGCUGUGGAGUCUGAAAAUGAUACAUUUCAAGAUUAUCUAAAAUACUAGAGAACAGCAAUAUUCAAACAGAAAACAUCAGGCAAAUGCAUGUUUUGUAGUAUUUCCAUCUUUACCUCACCACUAUCAAUUACUAUAGUCUUAUGCACAUGGUUAUUACAGAAAAUGUAAUGUGCAAAAGUGUAUGCAGUUAACAAAUAACCCUCAUAAGCUAACAAGGUCUAAAAAAUACACUUUACUUUUGCAAAAAGAUAUUCUAAGAUUAAAACUCCAGCACUUCAUUACUGCAGUAUUACUAUUAUUGGCCAAGACUGGACCAGAGGUUGAUAUUCGCUUGACCUCUGCUGCGCUACACUCUGGGUUACGAUAAGUUCUCAUGAGUGCAGGCGUUUCUAUUUCAGUGGAAGGAACUACAUAACAGAGUAAAAACGAGAUUCUGUCCUGAGUAAUUUGGGGUGCCAUUUGACUGAGUGAAGGUUUGUUUUAGACAUUGAAGUGUUUGAACUUGUGUUUCAGUCUGUGCCCCCUCUGCCCUACUGUCAUUAGUUACUGUGGUAAUGAUUACCAUCCCCUGCCCUGUGUGAGUUUGAGAAAUUUGCUUUUAGUUUUCUGAAAUAGCUUUUUGGGGAUGUUUUUUUUGUUUUCAUGUUACGUACAUUUGCACUAUUUGUAAAGUUUGGAGAAUAAAAGCUAUUUUGGAUCACUCUAAGAAACCACAAUGCGUCUAUUUAAUGUUAGUUUUUAUAUGGAAAUCAUUAAUGAAUCCUUACACUUAUCUAC
Messenger RNA from Coregonus sp. 'balchen', 31748 nucleotides. NCBI's taxonomy places the organism in Eukaryota, Metazoa, Chordata, Actinopteri, Salmoniformes, Salmonidae. The record is from the annotation of a GenBank genome assembly.